Molecule: messenger RNA, 1713 nt
Organism: Pestalotiopsis fici W106-1
Lineage: Eukaryota; Fungi; Ascomycota; Sordariomycetes; Amphisphaeriales; Sporocadaceae
Exons: 2
Coding region: 1-1713 (570 amino acids)
Molecular function (GO): oxidoreductase activity, acting on paired donors, with incorporation or reduction of molecular oxygen; monooxygenase activity; heme binding
Source: RefSeq, a predicted model, not a curated record
AUGGCUUCAACGCCGUAUGACUUUGCCGCAUCGGCACCUUACCAUGCCGUAGCCUUCCUGGCCAUCGCAGCCUACAGCCUCUAUCGAUGGCUACUACCCAAACCGCUGCCAGGCAUUGCGUACAACGCCAAGGCCGUGCGGUCCCUUUUUGGCGACGGGCCGGAUAUGCUGCAAGAGAUCAGCCUCACGCAUGAGUUUGGCGUCUGGUGCGCUGACCAGGUCGAGCGCUUGGGGGCGCCCAUCUGCCAGGUCUUUGUGCGCCCAUUCGCUAAGCCCUGGAUUCUGGUCAGCGACUUUCGCGAGUCCCAGGACAUUCUGACGCGGCGAACCAAGGAGUUUGACAAGUCCUCCUUCAUUACCAAUGCGAUGGCGAGCCUCGGCGACUUUCACCCACGCUUCCUGACGAAUCAAAAGUUCAAGGCUUCGCGCGGGUGGCUCCAGGAUCUUAUGACUCCGUCUUUCCUGCAUGGACACAUGGGCCCUAUAAUCUAUUCCAAGGGGCUAGAGCUCAUUCAGCUGUUUGAGAGGCGCAUGGAGCUGGCGGCCGGCAGGCCGUUUACUGUCCGGGACGAUUACGACUUUGCCUCUCUGGACGCCAUGAUGGGCUGGGCCUUCGGGAGCAAUCUGGGAUAUACGGCGGUCGGCCCCCAAGUGGAGCUAGCUGCCAAUCUGGACCCCUCCGAGAUCCCGCAGGGUGGUCUGGACGAUCCGAUCAUAUUUCCUCCAGCCAAGCUGCACGACUUCCUCGUGACGGCGCACGAGGUGCCGCAGGUAGUCGAGCGUACUGUGAUUGCCUGGGUCCCCAGCCUCAGCUUGUUCUGGUGGCGGAGGAUGUCCUGGUUCAAAAAGCUGUUCUCAGAGAAGCAAAGGACGGUGAAGAGCCAGCUUGAGAUCGCCAAAGAGCACUACGAGGCGGGCGAAAUCAAGUCUGGCCUGGAACACAUGCUGAUGCGCGAGGCUUCGGCGGCCGAGAAAGAGGGCCGGCAACCGGACUUUGACAACCACUUGAUAUCAGAUGAGAUCUUCGGGGAGAUCAUCGCUGGUCAUCACACCACUGGCGGUGCCAUGGGGUGGCUGACAAAGUUCCUCACGGGCCACCCGGAUGUGCAAUCCCAGGUCCGGUCUGAACUUUACGCCACUUUCCCCCAGGCACUGGAGGAGGACCGGCUGCCGUCCUUUGACGAGAUCCGCAAGGCCCGGCUCCCCUACCUGGACGCAGCGUUUGAGGAAAUGUUGCGCCUGACCUCCGUGACGGUGACGCGCGAAGCACUGUGUGACACGCAGAUCCUGGGCCGGCGCGUCCCCAAGGGUAGUCAGGUUUUCCUCGUCUCCAAUGGGCCGGGGUUUCUAUCGCCGUCCCUGCCUAUCAAUGACAGCGACCGGAGCCCGACGGCCAGGGCGGCAGCGGAAAAAAGCUGGGACGAGACUCAGGACCUGCGGCUCUACGAGCCGGACCGCUGGCUCGUAAAGAAGGAGGACGGCUCCGUGGAGUUUGACCCCAAUGCCGGACCGCAGCUCGGGUUCGGCCUGGGCGCCCGCAGCUGCUGGGGCCGGCGCAUGGCGGCUAUGGAGGUCAAGACGAUACUAUCCAUGCUGAUCUGGCACUUUGAGAUGCUCGAGAUACCCGCGGCGCUUAGUGGCUACGCUGGAUUUGACGGUGUGUCGCGGCGGCCGCAGAAGUGCUUCGUCCGGCUGAGGAGAGCAAGGGCGUAA